AACCGGGUUGCAUUCCCGUGACCUCCGUGGGAAAGCUUGUUUUGCUUGAAAAGUUCUGUGUACAAGACAGUAACCACCCACACUACUGCCACCAACACGCCACCUGUCGCCUGGCCGCCACAGCUUGGUGAAACGACACUAAACUAAUGUCAAGGUGUUCGGAAUCUGCCCCAGCCGUCCUAUUCGUCCUCCUCCUACAGUAGCUUGGUAAUAACCCACUGUCACUACCAGUCCUCUCCCUCUGCGCAUGCGUAAGGAGGUUACGGCGAAGCAGACGAGGCGACGCGGUCAUCGAAUCCCUGCUCCCACAGUCAGCGCGCAGACGUGAAAGUGAGUGUCUCCCCGGACCACCACCACCACCACCACCACCACCACAAGCACCACCACAAUGAGAGUCAGCUUGUUCCUCCUGUCAUUUCUGGUGGCAGCAGCGUCGGCAGGCGUCACCAGGACCCUAACCACCCUCCAGGCCCCUGAGGACACGCCCACCACCACGCCCAUCACCACCACUACCACUUCAUCCACCUCCUCUUCCACGCCCUCGGAAUCACGUACAGAGGAGUCCAGGGAGGAGGAGGAGGAGGAAGAGGAGCGUCGGGUGGGCGUGAAUGGGUGGCUCGCGGCGCCCACUCAAGCUCCUGCCACCUCCAGCCCCCAAACUGAGGCCCCUGAAAAGCCUGGAUUGUGUGAGUCUCCUAAGGGGUAUGGCAUCAGGUGCAUGACGCGCAUGGACCAGUGCAAGCAUGACCAGGGCUGCCCGAGCGCCACCAAAUGCUGUAUAGUCGAGGAGUGCGGCAAGAUGUGCGUCAAGCCCAAGCGCAAAACUGCUCACUAAUCCUGGCAUGUCUUGAGUGCUGUACAUACUGCGUGGUGAACUUGGCUGCGGAGAUCCUUGUGCGGGGCUGGAGGUGUGCUGUGCUGGGAUGGGCUGGGAGAUGCUAUAUUGCGCUUCGGGGUGUGUUGUGCUGCGUUGUGGUGAACAGUUUUUCCGCUCUCCUCCAUUAUGUCGAACUUCUUGGCUCUGAUAACUUUGUGCUGUCUCAUAGAAGUUGAUGGAGUGUGGGUUUCUCUUCUUCAUUCCUUGCCAUUGCCUGUGGGCCGCUGUUCAUGUUAACUAAGGAUGCACUACUGCUUGUUAUAAUUGCUUCUGUAUUUUUUUUUCUCUCUCUCUCUUGAUAUCUACUUUAUUUUGUAGUUUAUUUAAUUUCAUUUGCUUGCUGCAUUAGUUAUCAAGUUAGUGUGUGUGUGGUGUGUGUAAUUGUAUUGUACAUGAAUCUUGUUGUCCUCUUUCCAUAUCCAUUUUCAUCCAGCAUGGUUUUAAAAUUCCACCUUUCUCACACCAGUUUCCAUGUUCAAGUAACUUCAUUUGUCAUUACUUGGGAAGCUUUUUGUUACUUUCCUUUUCUUUUUGUACUGUUAUUUAGUAUUUAUCGCUUUGUAUUACUGGUGUUGGGACCUCGAAGCAUCUAUCAUCUGUACUCCUAUUCUUCAACUCGGUGGCAGUCACUUCUCGAAACUACGCACCAUUCCGUCACGUUGCUUUCAUCACUCUUCUUGUGCGUGUGCUUUCUCGCAUGAUGUUUUUGUUGUUUUGUCUUUCACUUCUUUCUCCAGUCACACUUGGUUAUCAAGGCCACAUGGCUCAAUUCUUACAACGCCUUAAGUUUAAGCAGUCAUUUGGGCCUAAUUAUUGUGGCACAUGGAAUUUAAUCAGAUAUUUGGGUAUGUUUCUUUUGCUAUAUUGCUUGCGCUUGAUGGCGUCACGUAAGCUCCUAUCUUUGUGUGUUCUAUCUGGUCUUGAUCGGUUGCUGUAAAUUGUUGCUUAUUUUUUAGACUUUCUCGUGAUCGUUUUUGGUUUUUGCUGUUUUUACCUAAUUAAUCCUCAACAUGUAUCCACCACUGCAUGGCCUUCAGGGCAGAACGCACAAGGAUGGUUUAGGAAUGUGCAUUCAGUUAAGGAGAGUAUUUACGAGUACUGGCUCACCUUCUCGUCUGGUUAUUGUUUUGAUGACCUUUCUCUGCUACAUGUUCCUCAAGCUUACCAUCGGGCAAGGAAAGUAUUUUACUAGUAUUGCCACACCCUUCCUUCUGGUUACUACUUUGUUGGCCUUUGUCUAGCACACGUUCCUUAAGCUUACCAUCGCCUGUUUGUUGUUACGCUGCAGCUUCUCUUUUCACUGGAGGAGAUACGAGUAACGUUCUCUCCUGGUGCUGCUAUGAUUUUUCAACACCAAACAUGUUUCUCUGCACGCGAAUAUUACAUCCUCUGGUAUACUACUGCUCCCACUAAAAUAUCAGCUUCUGGUGCACCGGACGUCACACUGUUGCUGAAUAUUGUGCUUGCCAUUCGUUAAGGCUGAUGGUACCCUUGGCUCUGGAUGUGUUCAGCUAACACUCUACUGACACUCUACUGCUUUCUGCUGACUGACCGCACUGUGUGAUAAAAAUGUUCGAAUUUCUGCUUGGCCUCCACCAGCGACCUCCACAGAUACCAAGGAGGCGACCAAGACCACUGUAAAGAAGAACAAGGGAGCGAAGGAGAGCAGUAAGCAGGAGAAGGAGGAGGAGGAGAAAGCUGUGGUCGCGAGGCAGGAUGAACUUGAACAGAUCAUGGAGGAAGGACAGGAGGAGGAGAGGACAGUAGACGUAUUGCCUCUUGAUGUUCAAGGCGAGGAGGGAGAGAAUCAGGAAGUACAAAAUGAACAAGUUAUCCAUGAAAUUCAAGCACAGGAAGAAGAAAAUGUGACUUCUGCAGCACCAACUGAUGUAGAGAGCAGUUAAGAGCUCAAAAGGGUGUUAUAAAAAGUCACACCCGUUAUUUUCACGCUCAUGGAUGAAACUACUUUUAUUAUUUCAUGGGAAGUAAUAUUGCUUACUUCCAUUGCUAUAUAUGUCAUUAGAGUAGUAGAAAAAUAAUACAGAAAGAAGUAAUCAGUCAGGAGAUAGUGUGUACAGUCGUGGUCAAAGGCACAAUGACCUGCCACACUCCCUUGCACCGUGCUUUGUGUGUUCCCUCAGUUUCAGGGAUUAUAGGUGGAAGUAAUGAGGUAUGUUUCGUACAGGGACUGCCACUUGUAGGCCUGACGGCUUCUUGUAGCUUCCCUUAUUUUUUAUGCUAGGUAUGUUGAAGUAACGUAUGCAGGAAUUGAAUAUAUGAGGUUACCAUAUGAAUAUAAGUAAAAAAAAAAAAAAAAAAAAAAGAAAAUCGGCUGCCAGAAUACGCUUGGCAUUUAAAAAAUAAAGAAGUAUUUUUUUCUUUUAACUCGAAUUAAUUAAGAAAAUGUAUGCUGAAUUAAUUAUUUGAUGAUACCAUAUCAAAACAAUGAUAUUAGGAAUGAUACCAUAUCAAUAUUAAUGAUAAUCAUAUUAAUAUUAUAGGAAUGAUACCACAUAUAAAAAAAAAAGUAUGCUUGGUAUUUCUGAAAUUUUACCUAAAUCACAUUUCUUGUUUUCUUUAGUCGAACUUAUUUAUCGCGUGUGACCUCAACGUCUUAUCAUUUGCUGCAUUAUGUAAGCUUAUUUUACGUAAUUGUUCUUUAUCCGGAACGCUGGGACCUUCAUGUAUGCACUCGUUAUUCGUUAUAAGGAAUACAAUAAGGAAUAAUACAGUAUCUAAACCGCUACCUAAAUCUGAUACACGAACAUUGCUGAGGUAAAGAUACAUGGAAACUGCAAUGUUUUUUAUUAUGUAUAUUACAUUUUGUUUUCAUUUACGUCGUCAGUGUACGUACAUCUGUUGCUUUAUUUGUAAGUUUAUUCUACAUGUUUGCCUCUUGGUCAGUAAAGGUUGUGUGUGUGUGUGUGUGUGUGUGUGUGUGUGUGUGUGUGUGUAUGUGUGUGUGUGUGUGUGUGUGUGUUGACUGUAAUUUUUCGUAGAGAUUAUCUGUCCCAAUAAAGCCUUUUGAAUACA
Scylla paramamosain (green mud crab) is the source of this 3910-nucleotide messenger RNA. RefSeq names its product major centromere autoantigen B-like. The transcript is spliced from 5 exons. Bases 389 to 835 code for a protein of 148 amino acids. Gene Ontology annotation, molecular function: peptidase inhibitor activity. The record is from RefSeq and is a predicted model, not a curated record. Gene Ontology annotation, cellular component: extracellular region. Lineage: Eukaryota; Metazoa; Arthropoda; Malacostraca; Decapoda; Portunidae.